Messenger RNA from Gongylonema pulchrum, 315 nucleotides. NCBI's taxonomy places the organism in Eukaryota, Metazoa, Nematoda, Chromadorea, Rhabditida, Gongylonematidae. The record is from the annotation of a GenBank genome assembly.
AUGUCCUCGUGCUGCUCAGCUAAAGAAAAGUCUGAUUGCUUACAUGGUCACGAGGGGACGCAACAUGCACCCUUCGGUGCAUCACUGCCUUCGUCACAGCUAGCGCUUGCUUUUCAAGAAGUGCUGGAGCUAAAAGCAAAGGCUCGUUUGAAGGCAAAAUUGAAAAGCGAUAAAGAACUUGGUCUGAUUCGUCGCGACGGUGAACGUCACUCAGUGCCACGUACAUCGAAAGGAACAUCACGUUUCCCACGUCAUCUUUCACUUGAAAUCACCCAAGGAGACGUUCGUGUAUGUAUUUUUUUUUUCUUGCAUUAA